CGCCGCAAGGAGUCGGGCGGCUCCACGGCGGCCCCGCUGCCCGAGGAGGACUGCAUGAAGCUGAACCCCUCCUUCCUGGGCAUCGCCCUCCGCUCCCUGCUCGCCAUCGACCUCUGGGCCUCCAAGCGCCUGGGCGUCUGCGCUGGAGAGGACUCGGCCUGGGGCAGCGCGCGGCCCCUCAUGAAGGUCAUCGAGGUUUCGGGGCACGGCAUCCCCUGGCUGCUCGGCACUUUCUGCGGGCUCUGCCAGAGCGACAGCUCAGCGGCCAGGGAAGUGCUGCUCAACCUGCUCUUCGCAUUGCUGCUGGAUCUCGUGCUGGUGGCAGUGGUGAAAGGGCUCGUGAAGCGGCGGCGGCCGACACACAACAAGAUGGACAUGUUCGUCACCAUCUCGGUGGACAAGUACUCCUUCCCGUCCGGCCAUGCCACCAGAGCCGCCCUGGUCUGCCGCUUCAUUCUGCGCCACCUUGUGCUUGCCGUCCCGCUGCGGGUCCUCGUGGUGCUCUGGGCUCUCAUCGUCAGCAUCUCCAGGGUCAUGCUGGGCAGGCACAACAUGACGGACGUGCUCUUUGGUUUGCUGCUGGGCUACGCGCUGUACAGCGUGGUGGAGUACUGCUGGCUGUCCCCACUCAGCGCCCCGGCCCUCUUCGCGCUCUGGAGCCAUUGA
This is a messenger RNA of Leptosomus discolor (cuckoo roller), 666 nucleotides long. The record is from RefSeq and is a predicted model, not a curated record. Lineage: Eukaryota; Metazoa; Chordata; Aves; Leptosomiformes; Leptosomidae.